Messenger RNA from Hemiscyllium ocellatum (epaulette shark), 3235 nucleotides. Its product is annotated as G-protein coupled receptor 54-like. The record is from RefSeq and is a predicted model, not a curated record. Gene Ontology annotation, biological process: neuropeptide signaling pathway. NCBI's taxonomy places the organism in Eukaryota, Metazoa, Chordata, Chondrichthyes, Orectolobiformes, Hemiscylliidae. Gene Ontology annotation, cellular component: membrane. Gene Ontology annotation, molecular function: G protein-coupled peptide receptor activity. The coding region runs from base 347 to 1444 and encodes 365 amino acids. The transcript is spliced from 6 exons.
CAUGCCCGAAACGUCGAAUCUCCUGCUCUUUGGAUGCUGCCUGACCUGCUGCGCUUUUCCAGCAACACAUUUUCAGCUCUGAUCUCCAGCAUCUGCAGUCCUCACUUUCUCCUCUAUGAUUUCAAAGACACAUUGUCGAUCACGUCAACGUCUUCAAUAUAUAAAAAAAAACCCGUUUGCACUCGCCUGGCAUCAAGCCCGCCUUCCUUUGCUCCGUCUCUGAUUCGUGCCAGUGAAUUCGGAGUGAGAUCGCGGAUGAUGCACAGAACUGAUUGGGCUCAAUCGAUAAAUGGCUAAACAUUUCAUUAACCAAGUGUUAAAGUCAGAAUAGCAUCUAGACAGGAAGAUGCUGGGAGCUUCUGUGGACUCCUCCACCAAUGAGUCUUUCGAAUAUCUGAACAUUUCAUGUUUGGGGAACAUCUGUAGUAACACGACAGUCGCUCCGAGCCCCCCAGUGUUGAUGGACGCCUGGCUGGUGCCUCUCUUCUUCGGGAUUCUCAUGGUGGUGGGUCUGGCUGGAAACUCGCUAGUGAUUUAUGUGGUAACGAAGCACAAGCAGAUGCGCACAGUUACCAACUUUUACAUAGCAAACUUGGCUACAACUGACAUUAUCUUUUUGAUAUGCUGUGUCCCAUUCACUGCAGUCCUAUACCCACUCCCGAGCUGGAUUUUCGGGGAAUUCAUGUGCAAAUUUGUCAAUUACAUACAACAGGUAUCAGUACAGGCAACAUGUGUCACAUUGACUGCAAUGAGUGUAGACAGGUGGUAUGUGACAGUAUACCCACUCAGAUCCCUGAGGCAGAGAACACCCCGGGUGGCAAUGGCAGUCAGUCUUGGAAUAUGGAUUGGGUCUUUUAUUGUGUCCAUACCAGUGGCUAUGUAUCAGAAGAUUCAAAAUGGAUAUUGGUUUGGGCCCCAGGUGUAUUGCAGUGAAUCUUUCCCUUCUGCUUCCCACGAGAAGGCCUUUAUCCUACAUAACUUCUUAGCUGUCUAUCUUCUUCCAUUGGUCACGAUCUGUGUAUCUUAUACUGCCAUGCUGCAUCAGAUGGGGCGGCCAGCUGUGGAACCUAUUGACAACAACUACCAGGUUCAACUUCUUGCUGAAAGGUCUGAGGCUAUGCGCACAAAGAUCUCCAGGAUGUUGGCCGUUAUGGUCCUUCUCUUUGCCCUUUGUUGGGGUCCCAUCCAAUUGUACAUUCUUUUCCAAUCUUUUCUUCCAAAUUUUAACAGGAAUUACUAUACAUACAAAGUCAAGAUAUGGGCGCAUUGCAUGUCCUACACAAACUCCUCCAUCAAUCCCAUAGUAUAUGCAUUCAUGGGAGACAACUUUAGAAAAUCAUUCAAAAAGGCAUUCCCGUUCAUUUUCAAACAGAGAGUUGGGAACACAAACAGUGGAAAUGCUGCUGGCAACACAGAGAUGCAUUUUGUUUCAUCUGGAACAUAAGGGAAUUUGAUAUUUUGGGAUAUAUUGCUUAAUUAUUGAAAAUAUGUAAGUUGAACCAGGAAGGUCUGAUAGAAGACUUUAUAUCAACUAUUAUUAGAAUUUCAUUCUCUUUGGCUAAGUGCCAGACACCCAUUAACAGUAUCAUUCAAACUUUACAGUGAAUUGUUGUUCCCACACAAUCUGGAAUGCCAGUAACAUCAUUCUGUUUUCACAUAAAAUAAAUAUACUUAUUAUUCACAUCAUUUAUCAAUUUUGAAAGAUACUUUUUCUGUAGAUGAUCAGAAUUUAAAGCCCUGAUGGUGUAAGGAAGUGUCUUACAUCAUGGUUAACUGAUCCAUAAAAUCCAGAAAAGCCCUAAGAUUAAUCUCUAGACUUUGCUGAAGUAGAUGGCAUCUGUCAAGUUUCUCACUGGAUGUUUCAGCUGGUCUCGGAAGGGAAAAAUGCAAAUAAAUGUGCUGUUCUUGACUAUUAUCCAAUGAUCUUUACUGUAAAUUGUGUGUGCAUAUGGAUGUGCGUUGAGUGAAGGAUUAGGUGCAUGUCUGAUAGUUCUUGUAAUUCAACUGUUGUCACAUGUUUAUGUUCUUAGUGCCUCCUGGUGCUUCACUGAGGGUAAUGAGAUAGAGGGUCAAAAAGGUAAUGACCUUAUACUUAAAGGUAUCCAUUAUUUACAACAAUCAUGUUGCAAGUAUGUAGUUGUGAAUUUUAAUUAAAUAGGUGAUCUGUUCUAUAUUUCAUUAAUUUAUAUUUUGAGUGAAGCAGUGAAAGGAUGAAUUUGGAACAGUCACAUUUAAAGAAAGCAAAAUAUAGAAUAUGGAAAUCUAUAAUUUUUUGCAACUUUGACCCUCAGGGGUUGCUUAGUUUAUUUUACAGUGCAGGAAAUGAUUGUAAUGACAAAGUGUGAAGUACAGAGAUGUCCUGUACAUAUUUACAUGAUGGUGGGGUCCUCCAAAUCAGUGAUGUAACCAUAUAUACUGGAUGCGUCCAAGGCAGAAACACAAACCACAGUAGAAGGAUGUCUACCCCAGUCCCAACCUCAAGAUAAUUGCUGUCCAAUAGACACAAAAUGCUUGACACAAAGCAUCAAUAGAAUGUGCCUGACAGGCUCAUAGUACUAAUCCACACACCUAGCUCUCAUAUAAUUUAAGAGAUGUCUGCAGAGCUUGAUGAGAAACAAAAUUGUCGUUUUUUUCAAGUCAAGAAGAAACCAUAAUUCUUUUGCGACCUCAGAACAUCCCAAAGCACGUCACAGCAAAUUAACUUCUUUUUAGGCAGAGUGAGAGUUGUAUAAAAAAAGAUUUCCUGUCCUGAUCUCUACCCAUUAUAUGUGUCACUUAUGUAUAACAAAAUCACACAAAUAACAAUUAAUAAUAAUUAGAUCAAUAAUUUAGUGAUGCGGAUAGAGGAGAAUUAUUGGCCAGAAUACUAGGAUUCCAUUCUGUCAUGGGAUCUUUUGCAACCACAUGAGAAGGCAGACGGAGCCUCAGUUCAACAUCACAUUUGGAAGGUGGCAUUUCUGCUUCCUUGCAACUGUAUUGAACUAUUAGCCUGGAUGAUACUUUAAAAAUCCUGAAAUACGAUUUGAAACCGUAACCUUCUGGUCUCAGGUAAGGAUGCUACCUGCCCUCUUAGCCACAGCUAAUAUAUUGAAUGUUGAAUCCUCUCUUUGAAGAGCUCUGAGCUCCAAGAUGUUUAUAAAUACUGUAGAAUAUCACUAUUUGUAUUUAAUCUCUGUGCAUCUUGAUAAAUUGCUUCAUGUACAAAAUAAACAUUCAGCAUGUUUUUAUGUAUUGA